AUGAUCACCCCAGCGCCAACCCUCCUCUCCCUGGCCAAGACCAUCAACACCCUCACCCAAGCCAUCAUCACAAAACUCACCACGCACAAUGUCCCCGAACCCACCUUUACCAGCUCCACGGACCACCCCCUCUGGCAAGACCCCACGCUAGACCUCAACACCACCAAAGCCCGACUUGUGGAUGCGGCCACCAGCCUCACCUGCCUUGUUGCAGGACCUCUGACCUUCCACCGUGAGGUUUUCGGCAGUCACUUCGACCUGGCCGCGUUGCAAGUCAUGCUUGAGCACAGGGUGUAUGACCAGAUUCCGCUUGCCGGCGUUUGCAUGACACUUUCAGAGCUCGGCGAGCGCGUACGACUGGAUCCAGCCAAGUUGGCGCGGCUUCUGCGGCUGCUGGCGACGCUGAAUAUCGCGGAGGAGGUCGAGGACGGGGUUUUCCGCCAUACUGCCUUUUCGGAGGUGUUGGUCCGGGAUCGCGAGUUGCGGGCUCAGGUGGAGAUGCAAUUGCGGGAUUGUAGAUUGGAUGAGAUGCAUAAAGCGAGCGAGUAUCCGGCGGCCGAAGAGAGUCAUCUGUCGCCGUUCAAAUAUCGCUGGGGCACCCCUUUCUACGAGUGGUAUGAGAAGAACCCGGAGAACGGGGUUCGAUUCGCCCUCGCUCAGGAGGUGAUUGCCAAAUUGGAUCGAUCCUCCGCCGCCCUUGUUGAAUGGAUCAAAACCAGCGGCCAUCCCGAAGGCCGACUCAUUAACGUGGGCGGGGGCAGCGGCCAUGUCGCUCUUGAACUCGCCAAGCAAUUACCGACAUGGACCUUCACAGUCCAAGACAUCUCGGAAACCAUGUUUUCGGAAAACUCCCAAUGCGCCGGCCCAAGUCUGCUCUCGCGCGUCGAGUUCAGCCAGCACGACUUCUUCCAACCACAGCCGGUUGUCCCGGAGGACGUGAAAGCGUGGUACAUACGCUCGUGUUUGCACAAUUGGGGCGAUGACGACUGUGUUCGCGUGCUGCGGCAGUUCGCACCAGCGCUGGAGGCGCGCCCGGAGUGCUCGGUGCUGAUCAAUGAGAGCAUUGUGCCGGCUCGGGGUACGGUGCCACUGCGCGAGGAACACCUGGUCCGCCAGGUGGAUGUGGCGAUGAUGGUGAUUGCCAACAGUAAGCAGCGGAGUGAGCAGGAUUUUCGGAAUUUGAUUCUAAAGGCGGAUCGGCGAUAUGAGGUGGUGAGGGUUAUUCGGUUGCCGGGGACGAUGGGGGUGAUUGAGUUCAGGUUGAGGAAGUAG
This is a messenger RNA of Aspergillus vadensis CBS 113365, 1272 nucleotides long. RefSeq names its product sterigmatocystin 8-O-methyltransferase precursor. The record is from RefSeq and is a predicted model, not a curated record. Bases 1 to 1272 code for a protein of 423 amino acids. The transcript has 6 exons. NCBI's taxonomy places the organism in Eukaryota, Fungi, Ascomycota, Eurotiomycetes, Eurotiales, Aspergillaceae. Gene Ontology annotation, molecular function: O-methyltransferase activity.